Molecule: messenger RNA, 1409 nt
Organism: Photinus pyralis (common eastern firefly)
Lineage: Eukaryota; Metazoa; Arthropoda; Insecta; Coleoptera; Lampyridae
Gene: Ctu2
Product: cytoplasmic tRNA 2-thiolation protein 2-A
Biological process (GO): tRNA wobble position uridine thiolation
Cellular component (GO): cytosol
Molecular function (GO): sulfurtransferase activity; tRNA binding
Source: RefSeq, a predicted model, not a curated record
CUAUAUUCUGUGGUAAUAUAUAAGUCAUAAGAAAUCACCAAUCACGUGUUACCUAACCUACUCGCAUUCCUUAACCUCACUUUUCUAUUAUUAAAAUUUGAAACUUUCUAUUUUAUUUUACCAUAGUCUAGUCUAAGAGCUGUCAGUAGUGGUCCCAGUGUUGUUAAAAUGUGUAGCGUUGGUGACGAUGUAGAUGAAGAAAAAGCAAAGUUUAUGCAAAAGAAAAUAACCCUAAACUUUACCAACGCUCUAUGCAUUAAAUGUCGAACUUUAAAACCGCAAGUUAUAUUGCACAACCAGUACCCUUACUGCAAAGCCUGUUUUCUCUCUGGCACCGUACAUAAGUUUAAAGCGUUACUAGGUAAAAAUCGAGUUGUUCAACCGAACGAAAGUGUGCUUAUACAUCAUAAGGCAGGCCAUGCAAGCACUGCUCUAUUACAUUUUUUAAGAACUGGCCUCGACUUGAACACACCUAAGAAGAUACGUUUUAAACCGAUUAUUGCUUAUAUUGAAGAUAAUUAUGAAUUAAAUGUCGAAGAUAGAACACAUAUAUCACGUCAAGUCAGCGAUGAAGCUGAAAGGUUAAAUUUUCCAAUAGUUUUCAUUAAUUUGGCACAGUAUGUUACCAACAAGUCAAAUUUGCCAUCAAUUGUGCAUGAAAAGGUUGAAGAUUUGAGGAUAGAUCCAGAUGACAAUAUGAAAAUUAGGGCUGCUGUAAAAAGUAAUUCAACCUUAACUACACAAACGGAAAUUGUACAUUAUUUUGAACGUGAACUACUGCUAAAGGUGGCUAAGCAUUUGGGUUGCCAGUGCAUUUUUACAACUGAUCUAGGAAUUGAUAUUGCCUCUCAGCUGCUUAAAAAUGUAACGCUAGGUAGAGGUGAGAAUAUUGUAUAUGACACGGGUGUGGUGGAUUCUAGGGACAUGGAUGUAAGUGUUUUACGGCCGUUGCGCAAUUUUACAAUAAAGGAGUUGGCUUUGUAUAAUUAUUUUAACCACUUGGAACCGGUCAGUUUUUAUCGUAAAACAAAGAAUCCGUAUUCUAGUAUGCAAAAUCUAGUGGAGAAAUUUCUUGCCGAUUUGCAUGUCAAUUAUCCGGCGACGAUUUCCACAAUUGUACGAACUGGAGAUAAAUUGGGAGUUAAUAAUGAACCAUCAGAAGAUAGGUGUAUGCUCUGCAAGGUACCGAUCAGAAAGGAAAUUGAAAGCCUUGGAUCUGCAGAAGCUACAAAUUUUUCUCAUUGGAUAUCGACGCAAACUCGAAGCUGUGACAAAUCACUAAAAGAACGCACCAGUCAAAUUUUGGCAACAUUUGAUAACAAUAAAUAUAACAAAUAUUGUUACUCUUGUAAUCAAAUUGCGCCCUAUUUAUGUCAAUAACAAAGUUUAUUAAAGAAUUUAAAUAUUUA